AUGGAUAGUGCAGCUGCUGAUCCUUCUGAAAAAAUGAAUUAUGAAAGAAACUUUAAACAUGCUGGGAUAGAGGAGUUUGUCGCGCAUGCUUCGGAUGUCAAUUGUGCCAAGUUUGGGAGGCGAACAUCAAGGAUCCUCAUCACUGGUGGUGAGGAUCUGAGGGUCAAUCUUUGGGCUGUAGGGAAACCCAGUGCCCUCCUGAGCCUAUCAGGCUUUACAAGUCCAGUUGAGUCAGUAAGCUUUGACUCUUCUGAAGUUACGAUAGGUGCUGGUGCUGCAAGUGGAACGAUAAAAAUAUGGAAUAUUGAGGAGGCGAAAGUUGUUCGAACUUUCACUGGGCACAGAUCAAAUUGUGCAUCUCUUGAUUUCCAUCCCUUUGGAGAAUUCUUAGCCUCUGGGUCUUCAGACACAAACAUGAAAAUAUGGGAUACUCGAAAGAAGAGAUGCAUCCACACAUACAAGGGGCAUACUCGACGAAUUAAUGUGCUUAAAUUUACUCCUGAUGGUCGAUGGAUUGUUUCUGGUGGGGCUGAUAACUCAGUGAAGAUCUGGGAUUUGACGGCUGGAAAACUCAUGCAUGACUUUCGUCUUCACGAAGGUCCAGUCAACUGCUUAGAUGUUCACCCCCACGAGUUUUUAUUGGCUACAGGUUCAGUUGAUAAGACUCUUAAAUUUUGGGACCUUGAGACUUUUGAGUUGAUUGGUUCUUCUGGACCUGAGAACAGCCGGGAAUACUUUGAGACGGCUAGUGUAAUUCGUUCUAUGAAAUUCAAUAGUGAUGGUAAAACAAUUUUUUGUGGAUUACAUGAAAGCUUAAAGGUUCUUUCCUGGGAACCCAUCAUAUGUCAUGAUGUGGUUGAUGUAGGCUGGUCCACAUUAGCAGAUCUAACUGUAGAUGAAGGGAAACUUCUUGGUUGCUCAUAUAACCAAAACUGUGUCAGUGUGUGGGUUGUGGAUUUGAUGAGAAAUGAGCCUUAUGUUGAUAGUAGUGCUGGACCACGCUUAAAUGGAAGUGUAAAUAGGCUAAUUGAACCAGAUGAUAGCAUGUCAUCAGUGUUUGGAAGGCUAUCAGUUUCCAGAAGCCCAGCCUAUGAAAUUGGAUCGGAAACUCUGCUUGGACGCUCAAUGUCUGCUUCAAAAGAAAUUCCUGUCUCAACUUCUGCAUCAACGAAGGGAUUGUCAAAGCCACCUGGAAAAAGGGAUCUCCAGCUCACAAGAUCUGUUUCUACACCUCUUCUUUCUCCUAGAGUUAGAUUGAACCCAAAUUUCAUUGACAGACGGAAGAAUCAGCCAGCUGCUGCUGUACCAUUACCAGAACCAAUAGUCCACUUUAAAGUGAAUCUCUCUUCAGAUGCUGGAAUGUUGUCUCGCAGUUCGCAUGCAUCAGCAGCUCCCAUGUAUAGGUCAAGGUCUAAUAGUUCUCGGUAUGGUAUUAUGGAAUCAUCUUCUGUACCUGUUCUGGCCCCGAGGCAUAGCCCUAGAAAGGAUGCUGGUCCCGUUCUCAGUGAAGCAGCCACAGUUGAGUUAGCAGAUAUUGAGCCUCAAAAUAUAGAAAAAGUAGGUUUAGCUGCCAAUCAUGGCAAAGAAGAUGGCAAGUUGGUACCUGUAGUUAUUUCAAGGAGCUCAAAGAUGGUUGAAGAAGUUGGCUGUAGAAGAAUCACUAAUGAUGUAGGAUAUAAAAAGGUAACCCUAGAAAAUAGUUUGAGAGUUAAUUCAGAUAUUGACUAUAGAAGGAGAGCUCCAGAAAGCCAAGAGGUGCAACAGCUUAUACCUCUGUCAGAGCCUAUUAGUUCAUCACAGAGGAAAUUUAUAAGAGAAUCUUCAGGUGCUGGGGACAAUAACUGUUCUGGUUUGAUGUGCACUGAGAGUGUUGAGUCUAAUGAAGUUGGUAACUGGUACAGUGUAACUAGUUUUGAUAAAUGGAAUCCUGCUGCUGCAAGGAAUCCAGAAUUUGCCAGCAUCCACAGAAAUGAAGUGAUUGGAAUAAACCAACUGAUGGAGUCAAGUGGAAAGCAUGUUGUUGACGACCGACCUUCCUCUUCUAAUUUUGAUAGCAUCCAGUAUGUGACAACACUAUACAGCUCGAGGCUGCGCCCUUCACUUUCUGGAAAACUUCGUGCAUCUGCAAGUGAUGAAGAUGAUAUGUCUGGUCUAAUGGAAAACCAUCAAGAAUUCAUUCAUGUAAUGAAGUCUCGGCUAACCAAACUAGAGGUGGUUUACCGGUGCUGGCAAAGAAAUGAUAUAAAAGGAUCUAUUGAUGCUACAUGGAGAAUGUUGGAUUUUGCUGUCACUACUGAUAUAGUUAGCGCUAUAAUGGAGAAUAAGAACUGUAUCUCAUUAGAUGUUUGCGCUUCUCUCUUACGUCUUACUGCCAGUCUUCUUGAAAGCACAUAUGACAGGCAUAUGAGCAUUGCCUUGGGGAUGAUUCUCAGUCUCGUUAAGAGCUUUGGUUCCACCAUUUCUUCAGCUUUGUCGGCUACACCACCUGUUGGGGUAGACCUUGAGGCAGAGCAGAGGUUGGAGCGGUGCAAUCUAUGUUUCCAAGAACUGAAGAACGUGAGUGCCAGCCUCAAGUUUCUGACAAAGCGGCAAGGCGAGGUUGGGAGAUCGGCUCAAGAGCUCAACCUUUUUCUUCAGGAUAUCUUUCAAUUGUCAAGCGUGUAA
Molecule: messenger RNA, 2664 nt
Organism: Miscanthus lutarioriparius
Lineage: Eukaryota; Viridiplantae; Streptophyta; Magnoliopsida; Poales; Poaceae
Source: the annotation of a GenBank genome assembly